UUUGGCGCUGCCUGCAUGAACAGGAGCACCCAGCCUGAACACGGAGCCUAUAGCCCCAAUGCAUGUCUGCAUGUAUCUGUGUGUGUGCGUGUGUGUGUGUGUGGUGCGUGCGUGCGUGCGUGCGUGUGCGUGUGUGUUCAUGGCUGGUUGCAACGGAGAGCUUUUGCACCUGUGUUCUUCGCCUUUGUCCUUCUUGCUCCUGAUACUCAGGUCUUCUCCUCUUUAAGCCUGUGAGGCCGCUCCUCCAGGCUUUGAUGCCCACACUCUUUAAAGCAGGUGGACAGACACAGGCAUGAGUAACAGUGGGACCAAAGAGCCGUCUCCCGAGCUGAGCACUUCCCAGUCACCUCCUGAACCUCAGCGCCGGGGGAGGGGUCGGCCACGGAAACAGCUGCAGGAGCCUGUUGGACCACCGACCCCAAAGCGACCGAGAGGACGUCCAAAAGGCAGCAAGAACAAAGGCCCAAAAACUGCACUGAAGAAAGUAGAACCUGUUGGGGAGAGACGACCUCGUGGGCGACCAAGGAAAUGGCCCCAGAAAGUAGUUAAAGUAGCGGAAGAGCAACAGGACUCUUCAGACGAGGCCGAGGAAGGUCCCUCGCAGCUUAAGCCUUCGACAUCUCAGGUUCCAACACAGGAGGAAGGGGAGUAGAUAGGAUGCUGCUCUACCUACCUCAAGGUUUGGCCUCCAACAAACAGGGGUACUGUCUGACUCCUAUCUGUGAUGGGGAUUCAGGAAUACAUACACACACACACAAAUCAUUGCAGACAGUGGUUUCUUCUCUCUAUCUGGUACUGUAUCCUGGUUUUUAUUGGUUCACGCUAAGAACAUGGCUUUUGGUGAGGGAAUAGUUUGACAUUUCGUGAAAUAGAUCUAUUCCCUAAUAUUAAGCUACUGUCAGCAGCUGGUUAGCUUAGCUUAGCAUAAAAAAUUGAAACAUCUAUUCUGGCGUCAUCCAAAGGUUACAAAAUCUAACUACCAGCACCUCUAAAUCUCUGUAAUGACCCGGUUAUAUCUCAUUUGUUUGAUCUGUACACAAAUCAAAAGUGUACGGCUCAAACUUGUUUUUAUAAAGACUUUUAUUGUCAUCAUGUGCCUUUUCGAGUUUCAGACUGUUUCCAGUUUGUAUACUACGCAUUGUUCAAUCUUCUCAUCUAACUCAAGGCAAAAAUGCCAAGAAGUAUAUUUCCAAAAAUGCUUACCUACUGCUUCAAGGAUGCCUGCUUUCCCGAACCUCUGUGUGUGUGUGUGUGUGUGCGUGUGUGUGUGUGUGUGUGUGGGAGGGGUGUGGGGGGGGUGUGGGUGUG
Molecule: messenger RNA, 1308 nt
Organism: Cyclopterus lumpus (lumpfish)
Lineage: Eukaryota; Metazoa; Chordata; Actinopteri; Perciformes; Cyclopteridae
Product: high mobility group protein HMGI-C-like
Exons: 6
Coding region: 293-652 (119 amino acids)
Biological process (GO): regulation of DNA-templated transcription
Cellular component (GO): chromatin; nucleus
Molecular function (GO): transcription coregulator activity; DNA binding
Source: RefSeq, a predicted model, not a curated record